Fulvia fulva is the source of this 3915-nucleotide messenger RNA. RefSeq names its product Dolichyl-diphosphooligosaccharide--protein glycosyltransferase subunit stt3. Gene Ontology annotation, cellular component: membrane. The transcript is spliced from 9 exons. The record is from RefSeq and is a predicted model, not a curated record. Gene Ontology annotation, biological process: post-translational protein modification. The coding region runs from base 1 to 3915 and encodes 1304 amino acids. Lineage: Eukaryota; Fungi; Ascomycota; Dothideomycetes; Mycosphaerellales; Mycosphaerellaceae. Gene Ontology annotation, molecular function: dolichyl-diphosphooligosaccharide-protein glycotransferase activity.
AUGGCCGCCGACAACUCGCUCCCCGGCGGCGACUUCUUCUUCAAGGGCGAGACCGGCCGCAACACCAGAGGCCUGCUGCGGCUCGUGAUCCUCUGCACCAUCGCCGCAGCUGCUGUCUCCGCCCGACUCUUCUCUGUCAUCCGCUUCGAGAGCAUCAUCCACGAAUUCGACCCGUGGUUCAACUUCCGAGCGACAAAGUACCUCGUCACACAUGGCUUCUACAAAUUCUGGGAUUGGUUCGACGACAGAACAUGGCAUCCCCUGGGACGUGUCACUGGUGGUACUCUCUACCCGGGCCUCAUGGUCACAUCCGGCAUCAUCUACAAACUCCUCCGAUUCCUGACUCUCCCCGUCGAUAUUCGCAACAUUUGCGUGCUCCUCGCCCCAGCUUUCUCCGGCCUCACGGCUUUCGCAACCUAUCUUUUGACCUCUGAAAUGAGCGACAGUCCAUCAGCGGGUCUGCUUGGAGCUAUCUUCAUGGGCAUCGCGCCAGGAUACAUUAGCAGAAGCGUGGCAGGAUCAUACGACAACGAGGCUAUCGCAAUUUUCUUGCUGGUCUUCACUUUCUACCUCUGGAUCAAAGCCGUAAAACUUGGUAGCAUCAUGUGGGGCGGUCUUUGCGCUCUAUUCUAUGGCUACAUGGUCAGCGCUUGGGGUGGAUACGUUUUCAUCACGAAUUUGCUGCCUCUGCACGUCUUUGUGUUGAUCUGCAUGGGACGUUAUAGCCCACGGCUCUACGUCAGCUACACCACCUGGUACGCACUGGGCACGUUGGCUAGCAUGCAGAUUCCCUUCGUCGGCUUCUUGCCAAUCAAGAGCAGCGACCACAUGUCUGCGCUUGGUGUCUUUGGCCUUAUCCAGCUCGUGGGCUUCGCGGACUUCAUGAAGAACCGCCUCCAGUCGAAGCAGUUCCAGACUCUUCUUUGGGCAGGUAUCAUCAUUGUCUUCGGAGUCGCUUUCGGGGGCCUGGUGCUGCUUACCGUUACCGGAACCAUCGCACCCUGGAGUGGUCGCUUCUACUCUCUAUGGGAUACUGGAUACGCCAAGAUCCACAUUCCCAUCAUCGCCUCUGUCUCUGAGCAUCAGCCAACCGCAUGGCCAGCCUUCUUCUUUGACCUGAACAUGCUGAUCUGGCUGUUUCCAGCUGGUGUAUACAUGUGCUUCCGCAAUCUCAAGGACGAGCAAGUAUUCGUUGUCAUCUACGCUGUUCUGGCCAGCUACUUUGCAGGUGUCAUGGUUCGUCUGAUGCUCACACUCACCCCGAUCGUGUGUGUCGCAGCGGCCAUCGCGCUCAGCCAAAUCCUCGAUACCUUCACAACUGCCACACAGCCGCAAGAGCCAUCCACCGACGCGAAGAAGACCAAUGGCACGGUCAAUGGCUCCGCAGAUGUGAAGGAAAAGAUUCAAGCCGCCCUUCCAGAGUCUCUGCGCUCCGCCAAAGGACCAGUGGUUGGCAUUUACAGUUACCUCUCCAAGUCACUCAUGACUGGAGCUGUCACGACAUACUUGCUCCUUUUUGUGCUCCACUGCACGUGGGUCACCUCGAACGCUUACUCAUCUCCCUCAGUUGUCCUUGCUUCAAAGUUACCUGACGGCAGCCAGCACAUCAUCGAUGACUACCGAGAGGCGUACUACUGGCUUCGCCAAAACACCGAGCAAACUGCCAAGGUCAUGAGUUGGUGGGACUAUGGAUACCAAAUUGGUGGUAUGGCCGAUAGGCCAACUCUCGUGGACAACAACACUUGGAACAACACGCACAUCGCGACUGUUGGAAAGGCAAUGUCCAGCCGCGAAGAAGUCUCGUACCCAAUUAUGAAGCAGCACGAGGUAGACUACGUUUUGGUGGUCUUCGGUGGUCUUCUUGGCUACUCCGGCGACGACAUUAACAAGUUCUUGUGGAUGGUCCGUAUUGCCGAAGGCAUCUGGCCAGAUGAGGUCAAGGAACGUGACUUCUUCACCGCACGGGGAGAGUAUCGUGUCGAUGAAGAGGCCACCCCAACCAUGAAGAACUCUCUCAUGUACAAGAUGAGCUACUACAAAUACAACUCGCUGUUCCCAGCUGGACAGGCGACCGAUCGUGUCCGUGGCUCAAAACUGCCAGCACAGGGCCCAGAGCUUUCCACCCUUGAGGAAGCCUUUACCAGCGAGAAUUGGAUCAUCAGAAUUUACAAGGUCAAGGAUCACGAUAAUCUCGGCCGCUCGCAUCAAGAAGCCACAGCAUUUGAGAAAGGCAACAAGAGAAAGAAGGCUGGAAAGAGACGGGGGCCAAGAGUCGCGACUCUUACCAGAUUGUUGCGAGCCCAAGGAAUACAGGAGCCUGUCAUUGCCGACGAUGGCAUCAACACUGCCUCCGCUUCGCCUGCCAGCACAUCCCAAGGCGGAGUUUUCACAAAAAAGCGUCGCCUCGAAAGCUCCUCGUCUUCAAGCCUAGUGGGAGCCACUCCGGAAAGCGAUGGAAGCGUGCGCCCCAGAGACAAGGACAGCACCGACCCCUUCAAGCUUGACCAGGUCGUAUCGCCGGAGGAACAGGAGCUCGUACUGCAGAGGUACCUGACUGAGAUUGCUCCCAUCUUUCCAUUGGUUCCGCUAUCUGGUGACUGUUCACUAGCUGUCUUGAAAGCACAGAAGCCAACCUUACUGCAAGCCGUUAUGUACGCUGGCAGUACCGGGAUGCUCUCCCUCGAAAAGCAGGAAGAUAUCGCGAGACCACUCCUUAAUCAUUUAUCCAGCAGCGUCUUCACCGACGUCGAGAAGAGCCUCGAACUUAUCCAAGCCAUACAAGUCACUUGCUUGUGGUAUCGAUCACCCAGGCAUCAUCGGCACAUAGCGGUAUACCAGAUGAUCCAGCUUGCAGAGAACAUGGCGCUCGAGAUCGGCAUUGGCGGGCAGCCGCUCACGUCCCCGACGGCUGAGAUCGCCGUCAAAUGUGCUGAUGUAGAGUCUGGUGAUGCACUCAGGGCAUGGCUCGUUUGUUACAUACUUUCUAGCGUCAUGAGCCUUCUCAUGCGUCAGACUAACACUGCUGAGUGGACCAAACACCAUGAAGAAAGCCUCCUCUUCUUGGAAUACGCUCCAAACUCACCGGCUAGUGAUGGAUGGCUAGGCCAAUAUUUUCGCGCCGAGAAGUUGUGUGCUGCGGUCGCUAAGGAAAUGCAAUUCGACGAUUUUGCUUCAUGUCUGGAAGUCUCUGACCCAGUCAUGAAGCGUAAGGUCCAGAGCUGUCGCCAUCAGAUUCUGAAUUGGCGCAUUUUGAUCCCGCAGUCGAUGCGAUCCAGUGCCCCUCUUCUAUUUUGGGACCAUGUUGCCACCGCGUACAUGCACGAGGCAGUCUUGCACACCGCCACGAAUAAGCAAUCUUUCUCAGCCCCAUUCGUUGCCGAGAACCUCUCAUCCGCAGACUUCCCGUGUCCCGUGAUUAGUCAAGAUCACAUUACAGCGAUAUACGAGCUCGUUACAGCUGUGCAAGCCGUAAUCGACAUCUACGUAUCUUUGGACAUCACUACAUUGAUGGCUCUACCAGGGUUGUUGUACACCAGUCGAGCGGCAUAUGCGAAUUACAUCCUUGCGAAGCUGCACAUCGCAGUGACAGCGGCUGGAAACACUUUCAGCUCGAUCAUAGAAGCCCCAUUACUCCAAAUGGAGUUCUACACUGAGAAGCUGGUCGCAUUGUGCGAGAGAAUUCACGCCGUCGACCGCGAUUGUGCUGCGGCUAGAAUUCUUCGAGCAUCGAAGCGUAUGCUAGAGUGGUAUGAGCUGUACACAGCCAGCGUGAUACACGAUCCGGGCACUUCGAUGUCCAUGGCACAGCCAGAUGUCUGGACAAUGCAAGGAAUGGACAGCGCCGCUGACUUUGGCCUCGACAUACUCUUCACGGUGGACGAAUUCGCCGUCUCUGCUUUGCACUACCCCGUCUGA